Lodderomyces jiufengensis is the source of this 1143-nucleotide messenger RNA. It is a transcript of the gene END3, whose product is annotated as End3p. The transcript has a single exon. The coding region runs from base 1 to 1143 and encodes 380 amino acids. Gene Ontology annotation, cellular component: mating projection tip; cytoplasm; actin cortical patch. Lineage: Eukaryota; Fungi; Ascomycota; Pichiomycetes; Serinales; Debaryomycetaceae. The record is from RefSeq and is a predicted model, not a curated record. Gene Ontology annotation, molecular function: protein binding; calcium ion binding. Gene Ontology annotation, biological process: actin filament organization; endocytosis; endosomal transport.
AUGCCACGCUUAGAGGAAUCAGAAAUAAAAAAAUACUGGCAAAUUUUCCAAGGUUUGAAACCGAUUGACAAUAAAGUUAGUGGAGAUACUGUAGCUCCAGUAUUGAAAAAUUCAAGAUUACCACAGCAACAAUUAUCAUCAAUUUGGCAAUUAAGUGACAUUGAUAAUGAUGGGAGUUUGGACUUUGAAGAAUUCUGUAUCACAAUGAGAUUGAUAUUUGAUUUAGUUAAUGGUUCCAUACCCGAAGUACCUGAUCAAUUACCGUCUUGGUUAAUUCCAUCAUCAAAAGCAGCAUUAAUCCAAGCAAAUCAAGCAGUUACACAAGGUAGAAAUAUUGGAGUUGACUAUGAAGACGAUGAAGAUGGGUUAAGUGAAGAUUUCGACUGGUAUAUAUCACCAAAAGAUAAAUCCACAUAUGAAACAAUAUAUCAAUCGAAAAAUGAUCAUUUUGGUAGAAUUAAAUUUGAUUCAUUAAAUUCAUUAUAUUCUACUUUACGUAAUGUACCAACAAGUGACAUAUCAUCAGCAUGGAACCUAGUCAAUCCCAAAUCUUUUGAGACUAUAGAUAAAGAUCAAACAUUAGUAUUUUUACAUAUUUUAAAUCAAAGAGAAAAUGGUAAAAGAAUCCCAAGAGGUGUACCAGCAAGUUUAAGAGCAACUUUCUCAAAAGAAAUUCCAAACUAUGAUUUAAAAGCUCAGAGUAAACCAUCAUAUAAUACACAAACUCAAGCACAAAAAAGAUCAUUUGCUAAUGAUUAUUUGACGAAAUUAGGACAAAAUAAUAGUAUAUCUGAUAAAGGUACUGAUUUUUCAGGAGUAGAAGGGACUGAUUGGGAAGAAGCAAGAUUGAAAAGAGAAUUAAAUAAUUUGGAAAAUUUGUUGGCUGAAGUUACAAAAAGAUCCGACCUGGAUAAUAAAGAAAUUGAAAAACAAAAUAUGAUAAAAUAUGAAUUUGAACAAUUGUUAAAAUAUAAGCAAGAGCAAUUUCAAAAACAAUCUAAUGGUAGUGGUGGUGAGGAUUUAACAAAAGUUGAAAACGAUAUAAAAGACUUGGAAACGCAAGUUGAAUCACUACAAGAAUAUUUGGAAUCUAGGAAACAAGAACUAAAUAAGUUAAAUCAAGAAAUUUCUACUUUACAAUAA